Molecule: messenger RNA, 852 nt
Organism: Tupaia belangeri chinensis (Chinese tree shrew)
Lineage: Eukaryota; Metazoa; Chordata; Mammalia; Scandentia; Tupaiidae
Product: olfactory receptor 2H2-like
Biological process (GO): G protein-coupled receptor signaling pathway
Cellular component (GO): membrane
Molecular function (GO): G protein-coupled receptor activity; olfactory receptor activity
Source: RefSeq, a predicted model, not a curated record
AUGUUCAACCAAAGCUCCCCAGAGGGCUUCCUCCUUCUCGGCUUCUCUGAACACCCGGGGCUGGAAAGGAUUCUCUUCGUGGGUGUCUUGGUGUCCUACCUCCUCACCCUGGCAGGCAACACACUCAUCAUCCUCCUCUCCGUGAUGGACCCCAGGCUCCACUCUCCGAUGUACUUUUUCCUCUCAAACCUCUCCUUCUUGGACCUCUGCUUUACCACAAGUUGUGUCCCCCAGAUGCUGGUCAACCUUUGGGGUCCUAAGACCAUCAGCUUCGUGGGCUGCUCCAUCCAGCUCUUCAUCUUCCUGUCCCUAGGGACGUCUGUGGCCUGGGGCAUUGGGCUGGCAGAAUCAGUGAUCCAGACACCACCCACCCUCCGCCUGCCAUUCUGCCCCCACCGGCAGGUGGAUGAUUUUGUCUGUGAGGUCCCGGCUCUCAUUAGACUCUCCUGUGAAGACACUACGUACAAUGAGAUCCAGAUGGCUGUGGCCAGUGUCCUCAUCUUGGUAGUGCCCCUCAGUCUUAUCCUUGUCUCUUAUGGUGCCAUUGCUCGGGCGGUGCUGAGGAUAAACUCUGCCACAGCACAGAGGAAAGUUUUUGGAACAUGCUCCUCCCAUCUCCUUGUGGUCACCCUCUUCUAUAGCUCGGUCAUUGCUGUCUACCUCCAGCCCAGAAAUCCCUAUGCCCGAGAGAGGGGCAAGUUCUUUGGUCUCUUCUAUGCAGUGGGCACUCCUUCACUGAACCCUCUCAUAUACACCCUGAGGAACAAGGAGGAUUCUUCUUACAUCCUAUCCCUGGCAUAGUAUCUUUGAGAUCCAAUCACCAAGCUAAGAAUUGUGGAACCCACCUAUAAC